UUUUGGUCAUAAUGGUGUAUGUGCUUUAAUGAUUAUUGUUUCCUUUAACUCAUCAUACUUGGUAUUAUCUUACUUGAUCAUUGAAAAUGCCAUUUUCGAUUGCUUAUUGGAUCACAAAUCAUAUGGUGAUUUUGUCGAAGUUUGGUUAUGGUGCAGGAGGGCUUUUCUUUUUCUGCGAAGAAGGGUUUGAUCUGGGGGCACCAUGCAUUCAAAGAUCUGGGCUGGAUAUCUUGAACCUACUGAUUGUCUUUGUUUUCUUGAUUAUUUUGGUUUUGGGGUUCAUCAGUGGUCAGAACAGAAUCGACAAGAAGUGGAUCCCUUUGGUUGGUUCUUUCUGUUGUGCGGUUAUUAGCAUUGCAUAUGUUAGUAAUGCUGUCUGGGGACUUGUCGAUAAAGAUGGUGGAGAUUUUGGCUGGUUGGUGGUGCAAUUCCUUAGAGCUGUAAUAUGGUUUGCCUUGGUACUAUCUUUGAUUGUGAAGGGGGGGAAAAGUUUACAGGUUUUGGCUUCAAUUUGGUGGAUUUUGUUCUUUCUUGCAAUUACAGCUAUAAACACAAGUGUUUUGCUGAAAAAGGACAAUCUUGAAAUCCUGGAAUCAGUAGCAUGGCUAGUCAACUUCUUUCUUCUCAUAUGUGCUUUAAGAAAUAUCAGUCAUUUUGUAUAUAGUGAUAUCCGACUCAAAAGAUUAUCAGAACCUUUAUUGGCUGAGAAAUCUCAGGAAAGGCUUAGCCGAUUAGGCCAGGCCAACCUUUUUAGCAAAUUGGCGUUCUCUUGGGUUACUCCUUUACUGUCUUUGGGUUAUUCAAAGCCGCUGGUUCUGGACGACAUUCCAUAUCUAGCAACUGAUGACCAAGCAAUUGUAGCGAAUCAGAAAUUUGUACAGGCAUGGGAUUCACUUUUAAAAGAAAGAGACUCAAACAGUACCAAAAAUUUGGUAUUUUGGGCCAUAGCAAGAAAUUACUGGAGGGAGAUGGUGUUUGUAGGAAUUUGUGCUUUCCUAAGAGCAGCUUGUUUGUCACUUUCUCCAUUAUUGCUAUAUGGCUUUGUUAAUUACUCCAAUGGCGAUACAGGAAAUACAACAUGGGAAGGAGUUUUGUUGGUGGGCAGCUUAAUGAUUGCCAAGAUUGUUGAAUCCAUUUCUAAUCGACAGUUCUAUUUCAGUUCAAGAAGAUAUGGCAUGAGGAUGAGAUCAGCUUUAAUGGUAGCUGUUUAUCAAAAGCUCUUAAGGCUUUCUAGUGUAGGAAGACGAAGGCAUUCAACUGGAGAGGUUGUCAAUUACAUUGCUGUUGAUGCUUAUCGGAUGGGGGAAUUUCCCAUGUGGUUUCACACUGCAUUGUUUUCUGUAGUGCAAUUAUUUUCUGCAAUUGGAGUUCUUCUUGGAGUUGUGGGAAUUGGUGUUCUUCCAGGUUUACUUCCUUUAUUCAUCUGUGGAAUUCUGAAUGUGCCAUUUGCAAAAAUACUUCAAAAGUGUCAGAUGCAGUUCAUGUCUGCGCAAGACCAGCGACUUAGAUCUACAUCUGAGAUCCUGAAUAACAUGAAGAUCAUCAAAUUACAGUCAUGGGAAGAGAAAUUCAAGAAACUGAUUGAGUCUUAUCGAGAUAAUGAAUUCAAAUGGUUGUCUGAAUCUCAGUUGAAAAAAGUUUAUGGCACUGUUUUAUAUUGGAUGUCACCAACCAUUGUUUCUUCAGUCGUUUUUAUUGGUUGUGCAUUUCUCAAGAGUGCCCCCUUCAAUGCAGGAACAAUUUUCACAAUUUUAUCAGCGCUGCGUGUUAUGUCAGAACCCGUGAGAAUGAUACCUGAGGCUCUUUCUAUGUUAAUUCAGAUCAAGGUCUCAUUUGAUAGAAUCAAUUCUUUUCUACUUGACGAUGAACUAAUAAGAAAUGAAAAUGCAAGAAAAUCAGGGGACUCAGAAAUUUCUGCUAGAAUACUAAAUGGUGAUUUCAGUUGGGACCCUGAAUCAGGUAUUCCAACACUUAAAGAUAUAAAUUUUGAAGUGAAAUGGGGGGAAAAAAUUGCAGUCUGUGGUCCGGUUGGGGCUGGAAAGUCAUCACUUCUAUGUGCUUUACUCGGAGAAAUAAGCAAGAUUUCAGGAACUGUGGAUGUCAUGGGUUCUGUUGCUUAUGUUUCUCAAGGUGCUUGGAUCCAAAGCGGAACAAUUCGUGAUAAUAUUCUCAGUGGACAACCAAUGGUUAAAACUAAAUAUGAGGAAGCCAUAAGAGUAUGUGCUUUGGAUAAAGAUAUUGAUAGCUUUGACUAUGGCGAUCUCACUGAAAUAGGUCAGCGAGGGCUUAACAUGAGCGGAGGACAGAAGCAGAGAAUUCAACUUUGUCGAGCAGUAUAUAGUGAUGCUGACAUAUAUCUUCUCGAUGAUCCCUUCAGUGCAGUAGAUGCACAUACAGCAGCUAUUCUAUUUAAUGACUGUGUCAUGGCUGCUCUUGCGAAGAAGACUGUUAUUCUUGUGACACAUCAAGUAGAAUUUCUUCCGGUGGUAGACAACAUUCUGGUAAUGGAAUGCGGAAAAAUUACUCAAUCAGGAAACUAUAAGGAACUACUGAUGGCAGGCACAGCAUUUGAACAACUUGUAAAUGCUCACAAGAAUGCAAUAACAGGACUGGAACCUUCAGAUCGUAAACCUAAAACUUUUGAACAUGUGUCAGGACAUAUAGAUGGUCCAAAAGACUCUCAACCGAGUCAUCUUAUCAAAGAAAACAGUGAGGCUGAUAUUUCAAUGAAUGGUUUACCAGGAGUGCAAUUGACAGAAGACGAAGAGAAGGAAAUCGGGGAUGUUGGUUGGAAGCCGUUUCUGGAUUACAUAAUUAUUUCAAAGGGAACAUUGUUUAUGUGUUUUACUAUACUUAGUCAGAUUGGAUUUGUUGGUCUCCAGGCUUCUGCCAGUAUUUGGCUAGCAUUUGGUGUUCAAGUACCUAAAAUCAGCAUUGUCAUGUUAAUCGGUGUUUAUACUGCACUAUCUACAUUAAGUUCUUUCUUUGUCUACCUAAGAUCUCUACUUUCAGCAAUUUUGGGAUUAAGAGCCUCAAAAGCGUUCUUCUCUGGUUUCACUGAUUCCAUUUUCAAUGCUCCCAUGCUCUUCUUUGAUUCUACCCCAGUUGGGCGGAUUCUAACACGUGCUUCAUCAGAUCUGAGUACUAUAGAUUUCGACAUCCCUUUCUCCUUCUGCUUUGUAUUGGCAGCUAGUAUCGAACUAGUGACAACUAUCAGCAUUAUGGCUUCAGUAACAUGGCAAGUUCUUAUUGUAGGUAUUAUAGCUACCGUAUCUACAAAAUACCUCCAGGGAUAUUAUCAACCCUCUGCAAGAGAGUUAAUGAGAAUCAAUGGGACAACAAAAGCUCCAGUCAUGAGUUAUGCGGGUGAGACAGCACUGGGGGUGGCUACAAUAAGAGCAUUUAACAUGGAGGAAAGAUUUUUCCAUAACUAUCUAAUGCUUGUGGACACGGAUGCAAGUACUUUCUUGUAUUCUAAUGCAACACUGGAGUGGCUUAUAUUGAGGACAGAAGCAUUUCAAAAUAUGACCUUAUUCACUGCUGCGUUUCUAAUUGUGUAUCUUCCCACUGGUUACAUACCUCCAGGACUUGUAGGGCUAUCUCUUUCUUAUGCUCUAGCAUUAACAAGCACCCAAGUUUUCUUGAUUCGCUGGUAUUGUAAUUUGUCCAACUAUAUCAUCUCAGUAGAACGAAUCAAGCAGUUCAUGAAUAUACCACCUGAGCCUCCUGCAAUAAUAGAGAAUAAUAGACCACCAGGUUCUUGGCCUUCCAAGGGUGAGAUUAAACUGCAAGAGCUAAAGAUAAAGUACCGUCCCAAUUCUCCAUUAGUUCUUAAGGGAAUCACAUGCACUUUCAAAGAAGGAACUAGAGUAGGCAUCGUUGGACGGACUGGAAGUGGAAAAACUACAUUAAUUACUGCUUUGUUCCGUCUGGUAGAGCCUUACAGCGGAAAGAUUCUUGUAGAUGGGAUUGACAUUUGUUCUAUAGGCCUUAGGGAUUUAAGAAUGAAACUCAGUGUCAUCCCUCAGGAACCAACUCUUUUCAAAGGUAGCAUUCGUACAAACUUGGACCCUUUAGGCCUUUAUACAGAUGACGAUAUAUGGAAGGCAUUAGAGAAGUGCCAACUAAAGGAUAUUAUCACUAGUCUCCCAAACCUAUUAGAUUCUUCUGUAAGCGAUGAAGGUGAUAAUUGGAGUGCUGGACAGCGUCAACUCUUUUGUCUAGGAAGAGUACUUCUUAGAAGAAACAAAAUACUAAUUCUGGAUGAAGCUACUGCUUCUAUAGACUCUGCAACCGAUGCAGUUCUGCAGAAGAUAAUUCGCGAGGAAUUUGCAAGCUGCACAGUGAUAACAGUGGCUCACAGGGUCCCAACUGUUAUAGACAGCGAUAUGGUCAUGGUCCUCUCAUUUGGAAAACUACUGGAGUAUGAGGAGCCAGCAAAGCUUAUGGAGGAUACUAAUUCAUCUUUCGCGAAGCUUGUAGCAGAAUAUUGGUCCAGUACUAGUGCCGGAAAAGACCAUCUGUAGAGGUGUGAAAUACGACAGGAAAGGAACCAUGCUUGGCUGAAUAAAUAGUUAUCUGCUUAAAAUCUAAUGCCUGUGAUUGCAUAGCUAUGCAAAGUUUGUAAAAAAUGUUGACAUUUCUUUUUAAUAAAUAAUGGCAGCUGAAGUUCUGGUUA
This is a messenger RNA of Daucus carota subsp. sativus, 4678 nucleotides long. RefSeq names its product ABC transporter C family member 8-like. The transcript is spliced from 11 exons. Gene Ontology annotation, cellular component: membrane. The record is from RefSeq and is a predicted model, not a curated record. Gene Ontology annotation, molecular function: ATP binding; ABC-type transporter activity; ATP hydrolysis activity. Lineage: Eukaryota; Viridiplantae; Streptophyta; Magnoliopsida; Apiales; Apiaceae. Bases 87 to 4526 code for a protein of 1479 amino acids. Gene Ontology annotation, biological process: transmembrane transport.